Molecule: messenger RNA, 1744 nt
Organism: Gloeophyllum trabeum ATCC 11539
Lineage: Eukaryota; Fungi; Basidiomycota; Agaricomycetes; Gloeophyllales; Gloeophyllaceae
Product: histone acetyltransferase ELP3
Exons: 10
Coding region: 42-1712 (556 amino acids)
Biological process (GO): tRNA wobble base 5-methoxycarbonylmethyl-2-thiouridinylation
Cellular component (GO): nucleus; cytoplasm; elongator holoenzyme complex
Molecular function (GO): acyltransferase activity, transferring groups other than amino-acyl groups; iron-sulfur cluster binding
Source: RefSeq, a predicted model, not a curated record
AAGAAUACAAACGGAACGCUCUGACUGCAUAACCGCAGGAUAUGGUACAAGGAACGAGGACCGACGGGCCCUCUCAGGCCGAACAAUUACUUCGAGUAACGUCGGGCAUCGCGGCGGAACUCAUCAAGGCUCACGACGCCAACCAGACCGUCUCGCUGAACGAACUCCGCGCUAAGAUCAGCAAGAAAUUUGGGUACGGAGGCGUCCCCCGGCUCGUGGACAUAAUCAGUGCCAUCCCGGAUGAAUACAAGAAAGCGCUACUCCCGAAGCUGCGAGCGAGGCCCAUACGGACGGCCAGCGGGAUAGCUGUCGUGGCUGUUAUGUGCAAGCCCCAUCGGUGCCCGCACAUUGCCAUGACGGGCAACAUCUGCGUAUACUGCCCCGGCGGGCCCGACUCCGACUUUGACUACAGUACCCAGAGCUAUACGGGCUACGAGCCAACCAGCAUGCGCGCCAUCCGCGCCCGGUACGAUCCUUAUGAGCAGACCCGCGGGCGCGUGGAGCAGUUAAAGGCACUGGGGCACAGCGUCGAUAAGGUCGAGUUUAUUAUCAUGGGCGGAACUUUUAUGAGUAUGCCCGAAGAUUACCGGAACAAAUUCAUCGCUCAGCUGCACAAUGCCCUGUCUGGGUUCACAGGUCUCGAUGUCGAUGAGGCAGUUCGAUUCUCCGAGCAGAGCAAGUCUAAAGCUAUCGGCAUCACUAUCGAGACUCGGCCAGAUUACUGUCUGAAGCCCCAUCUCAGCCAAAUGCUCCGCUACGGCUGCACACGCCUUGAAAUCGGCGUGCAGUCCGUCUAUGAAGACGUCGCGCGCGACACCAACCGCGGGCACACCGUGCGCGCCGUCACCGAGUCCUUCCACCUCGCCAAGGAUGCCGGCUUCAAGGUCGUCGCCCACAUGAUGCCCGACCUUCCCAACGUCGGCGUCGAGCGCGACCUCGAGCAGUUCAAGGAGUACUUCGAGAACCCCGCCUUCCGCAGCGAUGGCCUCAAGAUCUACCCGACGCUUGUCAUCCGCGGGACAGGUCUGUACGAGCUGUGGCGGACGGGCAGGUAUAAGAACUAUACGCCCAACGUGCUCGUGGAUGUUGUAGCCCGGAUAUUAGCCCUGGUACCUCCCUGGACUAGAGUAUACCGCGUUCAACGAGACAUUCCAUUGCCAUUAGUAACAAGCGGCUGCGAGAACUCGGGUAAUCUACGAGAGCUUGCGCUGAACCGUAUGAAGGACUUCGGCGCCGAGUGCAGAGAUGUACGAUUCCGAGAAGUCGGGAUCCAUGAAAUUCACCACAAGGUCCGUCCAGAGGCGGCAGAGCUCAUCCGCCGCGACUACACCGCAAAUGGCGGCUGGGAGACCUUUUUGUCCUACGAGGACCCCGAGAGGGAUAUCCUGAUCAGUUUGCUGCGUCUCCGGAAGUGUUCUGAUGAGGGUACGUUCCGCCCGGAACUGGUCAGGAAGCCUGGAGACGAGGGAGGAUGCAGUAUCGUGCGUGAGUUGCAUGUGUACGGGACGGCUGUCCCGGUGCAUGGUAGGGACCCGACAAAGUUCCAGCAUCAGGGCUUCGGGACCUUGUUGAUGGAGGAGGCAGAGCGGAUAGCGAGAGAAGAGCACGGAAGCAUCAAAAUUGCUGUCAUUUCCGGCGUCGGAACACGGGAUUAUUACCGGCGUUUGGGGUAUGAGCUAGAUGGACCGUACAUGAGCAAGUCCCUGUUGUAAGCAUUUAUUAUCAUUGUAUCACUUACAAUACU